This is a messenger RNA of Boleophthalmus pectinirostris (great blue-spotted mudskipper), 2427 nucleotides long. It is a transcript of the gene sh3glb1a, whose product is annotated as SH3-domain GRB2-like endophilin B1a. Gene Ontology annotation, cellular component: cytoplasm; membrane. The record is from RefSeq and is a predicted model, not a curated record. Lineage: Eukaryota; Metazoa; Chordata; Actinopteri; Gobiiformes; Gobiidae. Gene Ontology annotation, biological process: membrane organization. Gene Ontology annotation, molecular function: protein binding. Bases 136 to 1227 code for a protein of 363 amino acids. The transcript has 9 exons.
CUCUUUGGCAGACUCAACAGCUGGGUGGAACUACGGGCAAAAAAGUUGCUUCAAUGACAUUUUCUUUUGAGAUGGGAGAUUAAAGCCUAGCACAAGGAAACAUUUGUACUGUAUAUUUAUUGUGCUGUUUUUAUCAUGGAUUUUAACGUGAAGCGGUUAGCAGCGGACGCCGGUACCUUCCUGAGCCGUGCGGUACAAUUUACAGAGGAAAAACUUGGCCAGGCUGAGAAGACUGAGUUGGAUGCUCACUUGGAAAACCUUUUGAUCCGAGCAGAAAACACCAAACAAUGGACAGAGCGGAUUAUGAAGCAAACAGAAGUGCUAUUACAGCCCAAUCCAAAUGUCCGACUAGAAGAAUUCGUGUACGAGAAGCUGGAGAAAAAGGCCCCCACGCGGCUGAACAACCAUGAGCUCCUGGGCCAGUCCAUGAUCGAAGCUGGGAAUGAGUUUGGUCCUGGGACAGCGUACGGAAAUGCUCUGAUCAAAUGUGGUGAGACGGAAAAACAGAUUGGAGGAGCAGAGCGAGAGUUAAUCCAAAGUUCUGCCAUCAACUUCCUCACCCCUUUUAGGAACUUUCUGGAAGGUGACUUCAAAACCAUCCUGAAAGAGAGAAAGUUGCUCCAGGUUAAGCGUCUGGAUUUGGACGCAGCUAAAACAAGGCUAAAGAAAGCGCGGAUGACGGACGCUAGAGCCGCAGCCGAACAGGAGCUACGAAUGACACAGAGCGAGUUUGAUCGACAGGCAGAGAUCACCAGACUGCUGCUAGAAGGUGUCAGCAGCACUCAUGCACAUCACCUGCGCUGUUUGAAUGACUUUGUAGAGGCCCAGACCACGUACUACGCCCAGUGUUAUCAGUACAUGGUGGACCUUCAAAAACAGCUGGGCAGUUUCCCCUCCUCUUUCUCCAACAAUAACCAGUCUUCCGUGUCUGCGGGGGCAAGCAGUAUUUCCGUGCCGACGAUCCCGGUGUCCGCCUCUCUGCCGAACCCGAGCCGUGGAAGCUCCGCUCCCUCUGGAGGCUUUCAUGAACUUCGCAGCUCCAGCGGCAGUCGUAAAGCCAGGGUCCUGUACGACUAUGAUGCCGCCAGCAGCAGUGAGUUGUCUCUGCUCGCUGAUGAGGUGAUCACAGUGAGCAGUGUCCCGGGCAUGGACUCUGAUUGGCUGAUGGGGGAGAGGGGCACUCAGAAAGGAAAAGUUCCCAUCACAUACCUGGAGCUCCUCAACUAACUGUCCCCAGCCAGCUCUGUGUGUAUCUCAUAUUUAUAAUGCUGCGUUGCACCUUCUCCAGACAUUUCCACCAACUCCUCAAGGGGGCGCUCUUUUAACCCAUACUCUGGACUGAAUAUAACUAUAGGAAGGGCAGAUGAACACCGCCCUCUAGUGUUUAUGAAUGAAUUGAAACGUGCCUUUUGUAUUUGAUGCCAUACAAUUGUUGAGUGAUUGAACAUCUCCCAAACUCUUUAUUUUAAACCUGCAUUUGUUUACAGUGUAUAUCUCAGACGGCCAUGGCUUUUACAUGAGUAGUUUUGCUUCACUGCGUCUUGAAUAUUUCUGCAGUGAGUACAUUUUAAAGAGCUUGAUUUAAGUCUUAUUUUAUAAAGGAUAUUUGUACUUCUUGGUGCUGUAUUAGCAGUUUGACAUAAUAUUUACCAACAUGUUUAGUGCCUUUGCUUUCCCUUUAAACUGUAGUUAAAAACAAGUCAAUUGGAUAGUGAGAUUUCAACACUCUAUAAUAACUAUACUUUAAUUAGUCUUUAAAAAGCAUGAAUAAAGAAUGAUCAGUGAGUGUAUAAAAGAACUGCACAGUCUUAUUAACUACAUAUUAAUAGCCAAACUAGAGAUCUGAUUGAUAUUUGCACUUCUAAAAAUAUGUUUAAAGCUUCAUUUGAAAACUUUCUAGUCCAAAGACGGCAUACUUAGAGGCCAUUGAUUUCCCUGGAUUUUUAACUAUUGGCACUGGCAAUGAAAAACUUAAUUACGUAGUUACUAAGACUAAUUAUAGAGUAAUAGAGUAAUUCUUUUAAAAAUAACUACUUGUUCAUUAUAAAUUAAGUCUUAGUUCAUGCUUUUUAAGGCUCAUAAAAGUUAAAGUAUUAUAAAGUGUCUAUUACAAUACGACAGUGCCUCAAAAUUCUUCAAACUAUUGACUCUUUUUAUUCUAACCAUAAUAUAUCUUAAGUUAUUGACUACUAGAACCAGGAAACCAUGACAUGGCAUAAAAUUAAUGAAUCCAGGGGCCUGUAAUUGAAACAGUUUUUACAUGUAUGUAUGUAUUUUGUAUUACUAACCUAUCCCUACAUUUCACUGAUCCAAAGUAUUUAUGGGUCCAUCUUUCAUUACACAUAUGCUCUGUGUUUUAAAUAUAAACAAAAUAUUGUAAAGAAAAUAUACAUACUAAAAUAAAAAGUGUGUCCAUUUGCUUUCAAA